Molecule: messenger RNA, 333 nt
Organism: Phycomyces blakesleeanus NRRL 1555(-)
Lineage: Eukaryota; Fungi; Mucoromycota; Mucoromycetes; Mucorales; Phycomycetaceae
Exons: 3
Coding region: 1-333 (110 amino acids)
Source: RefSeq, a predicted model, not a curated record
AUGGCUGUGAAAGGCAAAUCAACCGAUUAUGAACAAUGGUUUUUAUUUUGCCACACUGCAAUUUUCCUUAGUGAAGAUAUUAAUACAGUCAAAUUUGCAGAACUUAUUCUGCUGUGGCAAUCGUAUUUACACUCUUCGUGUGUAUAUAAAGAAAAGGCAUAUGUGCGCACUUAUUUAUUUCCUAUCGUAACCAGUUUAAAGUCUAGCACUAUCAUUAACACCAUUAUUCUCAAUUCUUCAAACGUGAAGAAUGAUUUAGUAGACCCAUCCUUGGAAGGCAUACAAACACUUCCUUUAAAUACAGCUGUGGCAGUGAAAGCUAGUGAAUGGUAG